CUUCAAUAUCACAUUUAUCAAACGAGGGAAUUGUUAUUACUUUGAUCAUAUAUCUACUAUUUAAAAAAGAAAAAAAAAGAGCCUUAUAAACUGCCAAGUGUCGCUCUACGGAAGGGAACGGGAUUGUAAUAUCUGAACCGGCGAUGGGUUUGGAGCCAAAGAAGGCAGAGAGAAAAUGGCGAACGCAAUUCGGUUUUUUGAGUUGAACACCGGCGCCAAGAUGCCUUCUUUAGGCUUAGGCACUUAUCGCUCCGACACUCAUCUCGUGGGCGACGUCCUCACCUCUGCAAUUAAGAUUGGAUAUCGUCAUGUUGACUGUGCCCAAAUGUAUGGCAAUGAGAAGGAGAUUGGUGAUGCUUUGAAGAAGCUAUGUAAUGAUGGGAUAGUGAAGCGUGAGGAAUUAUGGGUCACUUCCAAACUCUGGUGUACUGAUCAUGAACCAGAAGAUGUACCGAAGGCAUUUGAUAAAACUUUGCAAGAUUUGCAACUUGACUAUCUGGAUCUUUAUCUUAUGCAUUGGCCAGUCAGCAUGAAAAAGGGGUCAGUUGGCUCUGAUCCUGAAAAAUUUACCACACCUAACAUACCCAGUACAUGGAAAGCAAUGGAGGCACUGUAUGAUUCAGGCAAGGCCAGGGCAAUUGGAGUCAGCAAUUUCUCAUCAAAGAAGCUUGGAGAACUGUUAGAGGUGGCACGAAUACAUCCAGCAGUUAAUCAAGUUGAGUUGCACCCUCAAUGGCAGCAAGCUAAGCUGCAUUCUUUCUGUAAAUCUAAGGGAAUCCACUUAACUGGAUAUGCACCAUUGGGAAGGCAAAAGGUGCUUGAACAUUCUAUUGUGAAUAUGGUGGCAGAAAAAUUGGGCAAGACUCCUGCACAAGUAGUUCUUCGGUGGGGGAUGCAAAUGGGUCACAGUGUAGUGCCUAAAAGCACAAAUCAGAUGAGGAUUCAGGAAAAUUUUAAUAUUUUUGAUUGGUCUAUACCUGAUAACUUGUUUGCCAAGUUUUCUGAAAUUGAGCAGGAGAGGCUGCUUAAAGGUACUGCAUUCGUCCACAAGACUCACGGUUUUUACAAGACCAUUGAGGAACUCUGGGAUGGAGAGUAGUGAGCAUACCGUGGAUGUUAGAAAACAUUUGGCUCUUCUUUAUGCCUUCU
Messenger RNA from Rosa chinensis, 1149 nucleotides. RefSeq names its product NADPH-dependent aldo-keto reductase, chloroplastic. NCBI's taxonomy places the organism in Eukaryota, Viridiplantae, Streptophyta, Magnoliopsida, Rosales, Rosaceae. The record is from RefSeq and is a predicted model, not a curated record. Gene Ontology annotation, molecular function: aldose reductase (NADPH) activity. The coding region runs from base 176 to 1099 and encodes 307 amino acids. Gene Ontology annotation, cellular component: cytosol. The transcript is spliced from 7 exons.